Messenger RNA from Nymphaea colorata (pocket water lily), 3183 nucleotides. Its product is annotated as cytochrome P450 86A22-like. The coding region runs from base 1302 to 2861 and encodes 519 amino acids. NCBI's taxonomy places the organism in Eukaryota, Viridiplantae, Streptophyta, Magnoliopsida, Nymphaeales, Nymphaeaceae. The transcript has a single exon. The record is from RefSeq and is a predicted model, not a curated record. Gene Ontology annotation, molecular function: heme binding; monooxygenase activity; oxidoreductase activity, acting on paired donors, with incorporation or reduction of molecular oxygen.
UUACUCUUCUUUGCCCUCCUCUCCUCCUCCCCUCCUAUAUGAGAGCCAGAGAGAGAGUUCCCCUGAGAGAUAUGGUGUCAAGAAAGUGUUUUUGAGAUUUGGGAACUGUUAUUGAUUGCCGGUCGAGCAAAAUAUAAGAAAGUUGGUGCGUGUCACAGAGAAAGAGAGAACCUGACUUGGUGUGGCCAUGGUUUCCUCCUCCUUUCUCGAUUUACAGGAUGGUGGUUUUUCUUAAAUUCCCAACGACUUCUGACGGCAUUUAAUACCUGCUUCAGAUGGGGAGGAGUAAUGAAGAGAGAGACGGAGGAAAGAGAGGAGGAAGACGAAGCACAUAGUUAGCAAGAGAGAGACAGACAGAGAGUAAGAGAGGGAGAUGGUGGAAUCACAAAACAGUCUGGCGCCAUAAAGAAGAGACUCACCUUUCCCACCACCACUGCCUCCCUUGCUAUAAAACCUCCUCACCAUCCCACCCCCUCUUUAACAUCUUCCACCACCUCACAUAAGCGGUUUCCCGGCCUCUGUCUACCUCCUUCUGUUUCUCUUUCCUUCUCCUUCCUCCUGUCCCGACUAGAUAGCUUCGGUAGCACUAGAACUGCCAUUUUCAUAGGGAAAAAUCCAUCUGGAUCCCUUGUCAUUUUGUUCCUGAGAUAAGUCGAUCUUCUGCCGGUCCUUGGUGUCUUUCCGGCGACAUUUUCUGGGGAACGGCGAGGUGGGCACCUGCUGAAACAAGCAAGUUUGGUGCUAGGGGCUUCUCCUCGUCGAGUUCCUCUCGUCUUCAUGUGAGUCUUCCAGCAGCUUGGUUCCUGGUUUUCUGGCUCUUGGCUUUGGCUUUACUUGAGGUCACGUAUAAUUUACAGUAGACGAGUCUGCCAGUUUGGUUUCUGGCUAGGUUAGCUCUUCUUUUCCCGUUGCAGCCGGAUAGCGGUUUGCCGGCAGUCUUUCAUUUUUUCCUGGCGAACUUCAGCUUUUUGGAAUUGACGAACUCAGUCCUCCAAAGCAAGCAUAAAUUUUUUUCGGCUUUGCUUCCUUAAGAAAUAAGAAGAAAAGGCUCGAUUUUUUCCUGUUUUUCGUCCUGUUUCCCGGUGAGUUUGUUCGUAGAGAAAGCGGUUUCCCGGCGAGAAGCAUACCCUGCCGUGAGGCCAAGCGGAUUCAGUCCUCAACUUGCACUGGCAUGACACUCCACCGCAAAGUUUGACGCCUAGCAUCUCCAACAAGCACGGACUUCCGACUGUCCGGUUCCUCGUUUUCCGGCGACCAAACCCGAGUGGGUUCCUGGCUUUCCGAACUUGCCCGGCCUCAAGAUGGACAUCUCGACGGUGCUGCUGGUCUUCUCGGCCAUCACUGCCUACUUCAUCUGGUUCCUCUUCUUGGCAGGAUCCAUGACCGGCCCACGCGUGUGGCCGAUCGUCGGCAGCAUGCCGGGGCUGAUCAGGAACGCCGCCCGGAUGCACGACUGGAUCGCUGACAAUCUCCGGACGUGCGGCGGCACGUACCAGACGUGCAUCCUGGCCAUCCCCUUCCUCGCUCGCCGGCAAGGCCUGGUCACGGUCACCUGCGACCCCAAGAACCUGGAGCACAUCCUCAAGACCCGAUUCGACAACUACCCAAAAGGCCCCACCUGGCAGGCGGUCUUCCACGACCUUCUGGGCCAGGGCAUCUUCAACUCAGACGGCGAUACAUGGCGGUUCCAACGGAAGACGGCCGCGCUGGAAUUCACCACCCGCACCCUCCGCCAGGCCAUGUCCCGCUGGGUCGGCCGCUCCAUCAAACUCCGCCUCUGCCCCAUCCUUGCCUCCGCCUCCGCCGAAGCCCGGCCCGUCGACCUCCAGGACCUUCUCCUUCGUCUCACCUUCGACAACAUCUGCGGGCUGGCCUUCGGCCGCGACCCGGAGACGCUGUCGCCGGACAUGCCUGAGAACCCGUUCGCCGUCGCCUUCGACCGCGCCACGGAGGCGUCGCUCAACCGGUUCAUCUUGCCGACGUUCGUCUGGAAGCUGAAGAAGUGGUUGCAGCUGGGCACGGAGUCAAGCCUUCAGGACAGCUUGCAGGUCAUCGACACGUACCUGUCGGAGGUCAUCAAGGCCCGGAAGCUGGAGCUGGCGCGCAAGCCGGAGCGCGCGCCCCAGGACGACCUUCUCUCAAGGUUCAUGCAGAAGACCGGCGAGUCUUACAGUGAUGCUUUCCUCCAGAAGGUGGCCCUCAACUUCAUCCUGGCCGGCCGCGACACGUCGUCGGUGGCGCUCAGCUGGUUCUUCUGGCUGAUGUGCAGGAACCCGCGGGUCGAGCAACUGAUCAUCGACGAGAUCUCGGCGGUGCUGACAGAGUCACGCGGUGCUGACACCCAGCAGUGGCUGGAUGAGCCGCUGACGUACCAGGAGGUGGACAAGUUGAUCUACCUCAAGGCCGCACUCUCGGAGACCCUCCGGCUGUAUCCUUCCGUCCCGCAAGACUCGAAGCACGUCGUAGCCGACGACUUUCUGCCGGACGGGACCUUCAUGCCGGCUGGUUCGGCGGUGACUUACUCCAUUUACUCGGUCGGCCGGAUGGAAACCAUCUGGGGGGCGGACUGCCUGGAAUUCAGGCCGGAGAGGUGGUUGGCAGCUGACAAAAAGCGGUUCGAGUCGCCGGACUGCUACACCUUCGUUGCAUUCAAUGGUGGACCGAGGCUUUGCCUGGGCAAGGAUCUGGCUUACUUGCAGAUGAAGUCCAUAGCCGCUGCAGUUCUCCUGAGGCAUAAGCUGAGCCUGGCCCAUGGCCACCAAGUGGAGCAGAAGAUGUCAUUGACGCUUUUCAUGAAGCAUGGACUCAAGGUCAAUUUACACAAGCGGGAGCUAAUGGCUGUCGGUCAGCAAAGAGGUUAAUGGUGAGUAAAAGAGAGAGUUGUUAAUAUAUAAUGUCAUUGCAAUGGCUCAUGCAAGAUGGUUUUUGGGUUUUUUUGUUUCUUUUAUUGUUUUAACUUUUGGUUUUUGUUUAAAGAGAAUGAAUAAGGAAAAUAGUGUGGUGGGAAGACAUUACUGAAAAUUUAUUAUUUAGAAAUGUGGGAGAAAGUGAUUUGAUUGUUUAUAAUGAGCUAGAGAAACCUCCUAAACCUCAACAGGUUUUUCAUACUCAUAUUCUGUACUCAAAUUUAUGAGAUGAAUGGCUAAGUACCUGUGUUUGGCAUGUAUAAACCAGAUUAGUAAA